This is a messenger RNA of Paramecium tetraurelia, 621 nucleotides long. RefSeq lists its product as uncharacterized. NCBI's taxonomy places the organism in Eukaryota, Ciliophora, Oligohymenophorea, Peniculida, Parameciidae. The transcript is spliced from 3 exons. The record is from RefSeq and is a predicted model, not a curated record.
AGAAAAUAAUCUUUAUAAAUGUAUUCAAAAACAUUAAGAAACAUCUCUAAAAUUAUAUAUAAUUGUACCUAACACUCAAAGGAUUUUGGGCCUGAUGCGGAAGAGUUAUAUCAUCCAUAAAACCCAUUAAAUUUCUUUAAUGGCAGAAGCACUCUUUACGAAAGCUAGCUUUUUAAUAGAGUUAGAAAUUACUACAUAUUGAUUACUGCCUUUGGAGGAUAUGUUACAUAUUUUAGUGCCAAAAAAUUAUACAAUUUCUAAAAUAGAUCAUUUAUUGGAAUUCUUUUCUACUUAGGGAUCUUAGGCAUUACAUUUCGUUCAAUGAGAAAUGUAUAAACACAAUAUUAACGACUCUUGAUAUAAAUUGAUCUGCUACAAUGCGGUAGAAAGGUAUUGAUAUAGUGUCCGAAUAUUUAUGGACUCACCUCAUCCAAAGAAAUUGAUAUUGCAACUAUUUCAAGACCAAAAGAUGUCUACGAAAAAACUGUAUAAAAAAUGGAAUAUGUAUUUCCUAUAAUUAUGGAUAUGUAAUUGUAGUACCUUCAUCGUAACCCUGAUUUUAUUGUGAAUAAAGAACUUUUACCUGCAGUAAUGAAUGCAAAAUAUAUCAAAGUUGAUUGA